Molecule: messenger RNA, 2456 nt
Organism: Aplysia californica (California sea hare)
Lineage: Eukaryota; Metazoa; Mollusca; Gastropoda; Aplysiida; Aplysiidae
Exons: 5
Coding region: 506-1942 (478 amino acids)
Molecular function (GO): protein binding
Source: RefSeq, a predicted model, not a curated record
GAUUCUUUCAUUUAAAUAUAGGCCUAGCCUAUCCUAAAGUCCAAAACGUUCCAUUAUCAGGUUGGAAUUUGAAUCGACGUGCGUUACCUAGGCGUUCGAGGGACCGGUUUGUUUUAGUUUCAGUUUCAUUUUCAGUAUUCACAAUUCAACAUAGAUCUAGAUUAGAUCUACUUCCGAUAGGGUGUGUUGCGUGUUUUGUAACAUGAAGUUUCUUCUUUCUAUGGCUGUCUGUCUGGAUGCUAAGGGCGUAGCGUGCUGUGCUGUUGCAUCAGCCAAAUAGCCCUUACCUUUGCAGUGAUAAUAAUAUAGAUAAAAAAAACCCAGCUUAGCCUUAUUUGAGUGCGAUUCUGCAGAUGUAAAACUUUGGACCAGUCACUAGAAUCUGAUCUAGAUCUAGAUCUAGUCGUCAAUCAACGCUGACCCUGUCUUGUCUACUGAAGGGCCUAGCUCUGAAAAUUGCACAAGACGUCGACGAAAGUGAAACUUAGAAUUGAGAACAGAGACCAUGGAUCGGUUCUUCCAAUGGCUACAAGAAGCUGAGGCUCACGGGGUGUCACACAACACUUUUUGCUCCAUCUGGGAGAAGGAACAGCAGCUGCUUCAGCAGAAGGAGGAGAGUCGACAGCUAGAGUUGAAGCUUGGACAGAAGAACAACUCUGGAAAUAAGCAGCAGGCAUCAGAAAGUAAUGUCUGCCUCCCUCUGGAGCAGAUGAUGAAUGCCCACUUUGAAGAACAGAAGUCACAAAUGAGAGGAAUACGACGACAAUUUCAGUCCUACGAAAAAGAGUUUGUCGGGGUGAAGGAACAGCUCACAAAAAUUACCUCCAAACUGCUGUCUGUGGAAGGUGUUCUCCAGAAAAUGCAAGCUCAGCGACCUGCAGAGAUGAAACGUCUGAAAAAGGUUGCCUCCACCCUAGCGAGACUCGAAGACCACGUUUUACAACGUGAAGCCGGUGAUGUUUUUACUGAAAACUCGAUCUCCGCAAAAAUGCACCCAAAAAAGCAGUCUGUUGACGAUUCAGUCAUGAACGUGCAAGAUAAGCAAACUGAGGAUGUAGGUUUCAAACUGAAGAAUGUUUCCUCCACCCUAGGGAAACUCAGACUCAAAGACCGCUUAGAUCAACAAGGUGAAGCGGGUUUUUACAUGAAAGAAAACCCGGACCUCGCUAAAGUGAACUCAAAAGAACAGUCUGUGGACGAUUCAGUCUUGAACGUGCAAGAUAAGCAGCCUGAAGAUGUAGGUUCUAGUCCGAAGAUCAAAUUCUCCGAACUUUUAGAGUCAUUGGGUUCGAUUGAAAACUCAACAUCUUCCUCCCCUGCCCCCGUCAACGACCUGCAUCCCACCGGAGCUUCGAUAAACAUACUUCCCAAGAACGGCGCAGAGAUUUCUAUUGAGAAUGUAACAGAGUUUGCCUCUGCUCGUCGUGAGUACCUCAGCGACUAUUUCUACUCACACGGGAAGCCGUGCAAAGUCCGCAUGCGCGUCUGGUUCAAGAGACAGGGCCGGCUGGGGGUCAGUUUGCUCGUGGCCCCAGGAGAACUGGACGACCGGUUCGAGUGGCCUCUCAUGUUCAGUGGAUCAGGAAGCGUGUUCCACAAGGGCUCCGGUCAGUUCACAAGCCUGUGGGAGUUUGAGGACAAGGCCUGCGACCGUGAGGUCAAUUGCGUGGAGAUUGUCAUGAAGAAGGCGGAGACUGCAGUGAAGGGGGCGGAGACUAAGGGGCAGAGGGCGGAGACUAAAGUGAAGGGGGCGGAGACUAAGGUGGAGGCGGCGGAGACUGAGAUAGGCGUGACCAUCCGGCUGUCCUCUAAUCGUCACCCCGUGGAUGAUGUCGCUCUCGAAAUACUGGAGGAGAAAGGCUACGCCGAGGGCGACGUAUUGACGCUCUGCUGGACGGUGAGGGCAGACCGUCUCGACCCGGGAAUGGUGGUACUUCAUUAGCCAGCUCUCGGUCGUCUUCUAUUUGUUUUUUGGUUUGUUUGGGUUUGGGUGUUGUUGUUUUUUUUUGGGGGGGUUGUUGUUUUGUUUUUUGUUGUUGCUGUUUUGUUUGUUUUUUGGAGGGGGCGGGAUGGAAGUGUGACAGACCCCAGACACCACCAUAUUGGGGAGAGCAGAAUCGCUACUCAGCAUCCUGUGGUAGGGUGGCCUCUCCCUCCCCCGAAGGCUAGGCACGGGGUGAGAACUCUCCCACCCACCCACCCACCACAUACACACACUCACACACACACACACACACACACACACAAAGCAAUGCAAACACAGUUACAGUUACACAUUCUCACAAAAUUAUAAUUUAUGAUACUGUAUGAGUUGAAAACUUCACGUUACUCACUCCCACCAAAUAAUGUGAUGAUGAAAAUCAGUCUAGAUCUAACGUAAGGGCGAUAACAUAGAAAACGCCGAAACUUAAGCGGCUGAAGAUCGAAGCGGAUCACACACACACACACACACACAC